AGAAACAACAGAGCUAAAAUACGAAUCGAAUGUCCCCUGAAAGACCCCGUUGUGACAAGACACCUAAGUGCAUGUGGGCGUGGCGUUCCUAUGAAACCAUCUGUGUUACUGUUAGUAGUUUGUAUUCAGCAGCUUUUAAGGUAGGCUUACAAUUAUUACUACUAAUUUGGAGUGGAAAAUUAUUGUUUAUAAAUGGUUAUAAAAAUUAUAGUUUAUUUAAAAUUAUUACUUUUAUGCGUAAUAAAAAUUGAUAUAAUUUACAUAUCUUUUAACUAAGCGUGAAAUUAUUAAAAUGAGAGGAGAAUUUCCCCGUGACCACGGAACUUAUUUCGACCUAAUUGACCUUCAUUUUCGAGCCAAUCAAAUCUUCAUACUGAUGCACGUGAUCAGUUCCUACUUUGUAGGUUGCGGACCUCGUUUUCGUUCUUUACAUUCUCUGCCACCAUUACAACGUGGUGUACGGCACAACUUGGCUCUGAAGCCGGUUAAUCUCUAUUUAUCGUUGAAGUUCCUAAACAUUUAAAGGUAACUAUUAUUUAAGUUAUUCAUUUCUUCAGAGAUAUCUCCUUACAUUGGCCAAAAUUAUAUGACCAUUUUUAUAACAAAAAUGGUAUUUUAUCCUCUGCUUUUUCUUCGAGUAGGUAUUCUAUAAAAUGACGGAAGUGCUCAAGAUCAUAUCGGUCAAACUGGAAUAAUGUUUUAAAUUGUAUGUUUAUAUGUUUUAAAAUCUCUUCAGAUAUGCAGGUCAACGAUGUAUAAGUAACCCCUUUGCUAAAACAGGAAACCUUAUGACUCUUAUCAAAAUAUUUUCCCAACCAUUAGUAGUUUUUUUUUCCGUCCGGGCCUAUUGUGUGUAACUUAACUUACUUAGGCCCAGGCAAGUCACAGUGGUUGUGCCAGUUUUUUUUAAUUUUUGUAAUAACCGAGUUCCCCAGUACCAAUAGAAACUAAUUUAUCAAAGGUAUUGACAAAUUUUGUUUUUGGGCUAGUUGUAAAUAUAUGUUGAUGUGAAAUUACUUGUGGUGGGUGGGGCAAAUAAAAAUUCUAGUCCCAAGUUGUGUUAUCCUACACUUUUUCAACCAGCAUUAUUUUGGAAACACAGUUGGCAAGUUGGACUCCCUGUUUUUGUUUUUUUUUUUCUUUAAAGAUAUUUUGACAGUUUGAACCACAUCUUUAAAAUAUUUUUUAUAGGUAUCUUAAAAUAUUUGAUUCUGAGAAGUUUUUCAAUUGCAAGGUACUUUAGAAAAUUCCCUUAGCUCAUCUUGUCAGCAAAAUGGUUGCUAUCAAAAUGAAUAAGUUUAAUCUUGCUCUGACCUCUGUCAAUGACAUCAGUUACUUUAGUUGUUUUAUUUUUACAUCUUAUUUUUCACUAUCAUAAACUGUUCCACAAGAAAUACUUAAGGAUUUUGGCAAGAAAUAUAAUAAUCAAUAAGAUAUAUCGUUUUUGUUGGACUACUCUGUGUAUAUACCUGGGUAAUCUUUAUUUCUCUAUUUUUUGGGCCUAUAAUUAAGCAUAUUCUUUGACUAUUCUACUCUUAAAAACUAGAUAAAGCUUAGUUUUAUUUUUAAUGUAGCACAGGGGUCACCUUAGAUUUGUAUUGUCAAGGGUAAAAGGGUUAAGACAUAGUCAUAGUUAUUAGUAGACCAGUACCAGUGCUUCUCAAUUUGGUGGUCCUUGGGCCAGCAGCAUUAGUCUUUUAAAACGAGUUGCUUUAGAGCGUAUGGCAAGUUAACAGAAGGAUCUGUAUGUGUCAUAGACUUUUAAAAAAAAAAUUUUUUUAAAUUGUUAGCCUAAUUUCUAAGGGUUAUUUUUUUUACUGAUAGACUAAAGCUCUUUAUCUUUUGAUACAUUGUCUCCACUAGUAUCUUUUGUAUUGGAAGUAGUAGAAGUAUAUUUGUCUCUCAAAAAUUUGAAGUCGAAUUUAAUACAUUUGGAUUCAUGGUCGCAUGUUUUCAUGUCAGACCCAUGGCCAUGGUAAUGUAGAUAAAAGUACGAAGAGCUUAAAACUAGGUACUUGGAUAAAAAACGUGUAAAAAUAAACCAAUGGCAUAGUUGAAUAGAGCUAUAAAAAAUUUUUUUACUGAACUAUAACAAACCAAAAUCAUUUUUAGCUCUUGUAGUUUUAAAGUUAGGAAUUUUUAAAAGUUUGGGGUAUAUUGGUAUUUUUUCCCCUAUUUUGUGACCCAGUUUUGGUAGUUUUUAAGAAUAAGCUACAACUCUUUAAAAACUUAAUGAAAAGUUAUAAAAUUUACAGAGAAGCUACAAUAUAUUUGUUAGAAAAAGAAAAAAAUUCAAGACAAAACUUCCACACUUUGCCACUUGUGACCCCAGUCCGCUGUUCGGCAUCGUGUAAAGUAUUUUUAUUUUAUGAAACUUUAAAAGUAAUUUUAAUAAUGUUACGCAGUUUUAAAUACAUUGUAACUUAUCUAACUAUGCACUAAGUGUAGCAGUAAAUUUAAUGUAAUCUAUAUUAGGGGUGUGCCGGAAUCUGGUUCGGAAUCCGGAUUUUGCACUAUCCGGUGAAAUCCGGUUCCGCCGGAUUUACAUGUAUCCGGAAUAUACCCGAUUUCGGAAUUUGCCAGAUUUUGUGACUCACCGGAUCAUAAUCUGAAAUAAAAGUAAUUCUCUUUCCCGAAUUCCACACGAUCACGAUACAUUAAUCGAUUGUUUCGAGCGUUGAGCUUGUUUAAUGUUUAAUAUUCCGUACAUACCAGAGGCUAGAGUCAGCACCGCUAAUAGUGGCCAAUAGUGUAGGGACUUUGAUAAGAAAAUUUAAACUUUUUGUAAAAAUAAACCAAUGGCAUAGUUGAAAAGAUGUAAUUUUUUAAAGAAUUAUAACACCAAAAUCAUAUUUUUAGCUGUUGUAGUUUUAAAGUUAUGAAUUUUUAAAGUACGACUUGGUUUGUCAUUUUUUAACAUGGACUGCAUCUCCACAUUCUGUGAUCUCAUUCCGCCAAUCCCGUCAUGCGCAAUGACUAUAUAGUUUAUAUAAGGCAACGCAUUCCCUGCCUUAUCACUAAAAUACUGUUUAGACUUAGUUUAAACUUUCAACUUUGGCACAUGAAUAAUUAAUUAAAGCUUUCCCUGACCAAUGGUUUAAUAGUUUUUGCACACGGCAAACUCUUAUGAAUGAAACUCUGAGGUAGUACUACGAUACAGUUAUGCAAGUGGCUGUGAAUGGUUGCCAAUGACAACGUGUUGCACACGGUAAAUUCUGAUCAUUUAUAAUAUGGAUUCUACCGGGUUGUUAAAGCUCAAAUUAAAACAUUCCAGUUUAAAUGUCUUUAAAUGCAUUCUGAAACACAAGUUAUCAAUUAUUUUGAUGUAAAUAGUGAUAAUAUAUUAAUAUUUCCUAAGUAUCGUCAACUUCCGCCAUUAAAAAGGGGGGCGUGGCCAACCCCAUGGCGAAAUUAGGUUGAGCGAGCUGCAUGACCUGCUGCGAACGCGUAGAAACAUGGCGUCUCUCGUAAGACACUUAUCCAAAUGGAACGGAACUCAAAUAUAUAUCGAAAGUACUAAUUUAAUAAUAAAUAGACACACACAUCGGAAAAUUAAAAACUCGGAUUUUUUGGCGCCGAUUGCGAAUUCCCAUACACAAAAAGUAGUAGUCCACCUUGACUUACCGAAGUAUCUACCAAUAGUUCCGGAAUCCGGAUCCGGCGGAUUUCGCAUAAGAAAAUCCGGAUCCGGCGGAUUUCGCAUAAGAAAAUCCGGAUCCGGUUGGAAAAAACGGAUCCGGCACACCCCUAAUCUAUAUAUAUAAUUCGCCAGCAUAGGUCAAACACCACCACGCAGGCUAUAUAUAGAUACGCCAGAGUGUUGUUAAAUGAGUUCAAUAGCACGCAAAAUCAAAUUCCCAAUAACUACGCUAAAUGAUUUUUUUUUUUUUUUAAUAACGCGGUUGCGUUUGGUGUUAUAUUUUAUUUUCGGAAAUGAAGUUUUUUUUAAAACUUUUGGUUUAAAAGUGGUUGGGAUAUGAGAGUAUUAAUAUAGUUCAUGAGCAAUUCUGCGAUGUAUGAUACUUAAAUAGUAUAUUUAUCUUUGGCAGUUCUGUUUACCAAGUCUAUGGCAUCCAUUAUACCAUUUUGUACUAUAUAGUCUAUAUAAGGAAAUCCAUCCUCUUACUUACUAAAUGCUGUUUAGGGACUACUUAUUUUGAACUUUCAACUUUGACACAUGACUAAUUAAAGCUUUACCUGACCAAUGGUUCACACCAGAAACUUAUGAAUGAAACUCUGAGAUAGUAGUACGUUAUAGGCAUUAUGGAAGUGACUGAAUGUUUGGCAAUGACGUUUUGCUAAAAAAAUAUUGUUUAAAUUACAUCCAAGUUCAUUCUUAAACACAGUUAUCAAUAUUUUGAUGUAAAUGUUAAUAAUUAUUUCCUAUGUAUUUGCUUCUCCCACCAUUAAAAAAGGGGGCGUAGUCUAAAUGGGGCAGGGUGACCUUAUGGUAAUGCAGGUCACUUAGAUGAACAUAACUAAUGGUAGACAUGUCCUAGCUCAAUGAGAAUUGGCACACGUAUGCAUCAAUAUAUUUUACAAGAGGGAGAAAUAACAUGAAAGACAUACAAUUUUAACUUCAUACAAUAUUUUGUAGGGAAUGAUGCCUUGUAUUUACCCUUGAAUUUCUAAUAUUGGGAUCGAUUUAAAAGGCAAAAAAAAAAAUUAGGGAAAUGUAGGUCACUGCGUCCGCUACAGUUAAAAUAUGGAUGAAUACCACAAUUUUACUACAAAAUGGUCCUUUCAUCAUGAAAAACGCAUCUGUCGAUUCCCAUUUCCCAUACCAAUUUUGAAGUAAACUUUGACAUAUUUAAAAAUCGUAAGCAGCAUUUGAAACUAGUUUUUUUUAAGUCACUAAUCAGCAGUAAAAAAAAUUCAUACACCAGCCUUCUCCGGAUUCAGCUUGUGGAAGUUAUGUUAAUGGAAAAUAAAAUCAGACUCCAUGGCCGCAAGGGAGGGCAAUUCACGACCCGCCACAUUAAAUAUUGUUGUUAGCCUGACAUCACAUUGAAUAUAUUCCUUCAUUCAAUUAGAGAUUAUUUUCAUUCUUGGCAUAAAAGCACAUAUGAAAUAUAUAGCCCCAUACAUCUUAUUUAUAAACAAUUUAAAUAUUUAGUGACAUAAAAUAAAAAAUAUAUUAUAAUAUAUAUUAUAUUAUAAAAGCAGAUUGAUAAAAGGUACUUAAUUUUUCACAACCAUUUGGAUUAAUUGUAGAAUGAUGCAAAACUAUAUUCAGGAUUGUGCUAAAGUGCAUCCCUGGAUUUUGAAUUUAUUUUUUUUUUAAUCUGGGAAGCGGCUCCUCCCAAACACUAGCUUUACUUUUGCUCUGGUGUCUUUAGCAGGCAUCCUCAAUUUCCGCUCCCCGAUGUAUAUUAAAGUGGCAAAAGAUGGGCACCUUUUUUCUACUUUGAGAAGUGAUCUUAAUUUGAUAUAGGAUACCAAUAAUUAUUAUAUACAUCAUAAUGUAUGUUUAUUUACUUUGAGGUGAUGAUGUACUAUUCUGAGACUAUAUGUACUAUUUUGGAAUUUCUGGUGUAACCAGGUCUGUGAUCGUAAUUGGCCUUUGUGAUCCAGUCCCAAAGAGCAUGUUACUGGUUAAUACUUACCCUUGUUACAUUUAUCCUCUGCUGCCAAUUUUCUUUGUGCAACUGGGUGCAACAAUUUUAAUUGCUACUAAUUUUACGCCACUGAGAUUUUAAAAAGGAAAAAAGUAGUUACAAAAAUAAGGCUUAGAAAUCUUCAUUUAUUUGUUAGGGGUUAGUUGUAUUGAACUUUCAAUUUUUGUACAUGGAGCCGGUUUGUUUAUAUUUACAUUUGCUGACAUUACUAGACAAUGAACAGUUAGUUUCAAAAGGCAUUCAAAAAGCUCCCACACUAAAGGAUUCUAUGCCACAGUUCGUGGGUUAAAUGUCAUAGCUGGAUCUCAUAAUACACCAUCAUGAAUAUGCCAUAUUUUGUUAAAACAUUACAGGGUUUGAAAGGUUUGGUUGCUUCCACAGUGUAGAAUAUCUAAGAGGAAGUAACCAGCUUUCCAACCAUACCAACAACUCUGGGAUUGCUUGAUUCCAUAUAAUCUUAAAGGAGUAGAAGCACUAUGCAUAGACUUUUUACUUGAUAUGGUCAGAAUUAUAAACCAUAUUUUCUCCCCUUUAAAAAAAAAAUUGUUUAGGAAAUGGUUGAUGCCAAAAACUCAACCAUCUUUUGCAUUUGUAAAUAUUUAACUCAUGGUUUUUUUUAAUUCUUUUUCAGAUGGCACAACCGAAACGUAAGCUGGGAUUCGCUGAAAAUUUUGGCCUUUCUGGUGCAGCUGCUGUUAUUUCAAAGACCGCAGCAGCCCCCAUUGAAAGAAUCAAGCUUCUUGUACAAAAUCAAGAUGAAAUGAUUAAGCAAGGCCGAUUGUCAGAGCCAUACAAGGGUGUGAUCGACUGCACAGUCCGUACCUUCAGAACAGAGGGAUUUUUCCCAUUUUGGAGAGGAAAUUUGGCAAAUUGCUUGAGAUACUUCCCCACUCAAGCCCUUAAUUUUGCUUUUAAGGACACAAUUAAAGCCCUUUUCAAGUCUGCCCCCAAUGAAUCUUACCCAUUGAAGUUCACCAAAAAUAUCUUCUCUGGAGGUGCUGCUGGUGCCCUAUCUCUGUGCUUCGUCUACUCUCUUGACUACGCCCGAACCCGUUUGGCCAAUGAUGCUAAAACUGCCGGCAAAGGUGGCGGAGAACGUCAAUUCAAUGGUCUAAUUGAUGUAUAUGCCAAGACCAUCAAGUCCGACGGACUUGUUGGUCUAUACAGAGGCUUUGUCAUCUCAUGUGUUGGCAUUGUUGUCUACAGAGGCUUCUACUUCGGUCUUUAUGACAGCUUAAAACCCAUUCUGUUGAAAGAAGAUGCUAGCGUGUUCCUCUCUUUCGCUCUUGGUUACACUGUAACUGUUUCCUCUGGAUUGCUGUCCUAUCCCAUUGACACCAUCCGUCGACGCAUGAUGAUGACCUCUGGCCAGGCUGUGAAAUACAAGGGAUCCAUGGACUGCGCAAUGAAGAUCAUUAAAAAUGAAGGGUUCAUGUCCAUGAUGAAGGGUGCUGGUGCAAACAUCCUCAGGGGUGUUGCUGGAGCUGGUGUGUUGGCUGGCUUUGACAAGUUCAAGGAGCUUUACAUUGCAAUGCGUGUGGGCUCUUAAUAACGUAUAGUUUAGUCUUAUUCACUCUUGACUUUACAAUUAAAUGUUUUGGAAGAGUAAAACAUAAUUUAGCCAUACAGCAGCUAAGGUUGUAGUAAACUCAUUUUUUGGAUUUCUCAAAUAUUUAGACUUUUUUUUUUAUCUAAUGGAAUAUAUAAAAUGGUGUAUACAUAAGUUCACAUUUUACUUUUAGCAGAAAGGUGUGGAGUGAUGGUUUUUGACUCACUGUAUGAAUUACAUUGUUUGUACUCGGUACUCAUUAUCAUUUUUCUGGCUCAGUGAUAAGUAGCUUAUUAGUUGUGUUAUUUCAUUAUGAAAGCAUUUUAUCUCAAAUGAAAUCAUGACCAAAAAACUACUGACUAAUAAAAUAGCUUCACAUUUUAAAAGGUUUAAAUUAUUUGUAGCUAGACUUAAAAAACAAAAAUAAACUUGUAAUUAUGUAUGUUGUAAUACGGCUUGCUUGGAUCGGAGAGAGAAGUGACUUGUGUUGAAUGAGUGGACAGUUCUGCCAAGAGCAAGAUCAAUAAUAAAUUAAACCAUAUCUUAUUUUCUA
Messenger RNA from Lymnaea stagnalis (great pond snail), 7720 nucleotides. Lineage: Eukaryota; Metazoa; Mollusca; Gastropoda; Lymnaeidae. The record is from the annotation of a GenBank genome assembly.